AUGCUCAAGAGAAUCAUCCGGACCCAACCUCAAGUUUCACCUCUAGCACCUCAGAUAUCUACAUAUGAAGAAACAGAAGAAGCUCGAUCGGAACUCCCAUCGAAGAGGAUUUCCAGCACGGUGGAAAUGCAACUGCCAGACCUUGUUCCUGAGCACACGUCUAUCGCCACAUUCCAUAUGACUAAGAAGAGAAAGAAACUCAGCAUUUCUGAAUUUGAGAGAGCGGCAGACAAACGACUUCCCCAGAACCAAGCUCAGUCAACGUUGGACAGCACUGCUUUAGCUCGAUCUCUUCGCAUGUCUCUUGGUUCCUUGAUCGCACCAGACACUGUUGAAAAGAGAGGCUUGCUGCGGAGGCCAAAAAGUCACAAAGCUAUUGACAUGGAAGCUUUUGAAGGCGGAGUGGAACAGAACAUGCUGAAGAGAAAAGCAGAGGACUAUCUUGUGGAUUCACAUACAGCAUCUGGGAUUCAAACAGCCCCGCUGACGAGUGAUGCGGAAAUCAUGCUGAAUAACACGGAGCUCUUUGUUCAGCCUCGGUUUGAUGAACAGAGCCAAAAUAAGCUUUCUGCUCUUGAACCACAGCUAUUGGAUUCAAAAACUUCAGCCCAGAGAAGCAAGAUUUCUGAUGCAGCUCAAGAGGAAGCAGGGCUGGUGGGCCUGGUAUCCAGUGUGGGCACAAAUGAGGGAAGGACCCAAAGAUAUUCUGAGGACUUAAUCCUUGAUCGUGAGCAUGUUGACGGAAUCACUCAUUUAUCUCCAAAAACACCCACAAAUCAGCGAGAAGAUAAGCAAGAUCAUUCCCGGCGGAGUAACCCAGUGGAGCAGCUUUCUGUUCCGGAAGAGGUGGUGGUUGGCACUGUUAAUAGAUGGAGCUCCUCUUUGCCAUCCAGAAGUUCAAGUAAAUGUUUGAGAUCCCCAGUCACUCUAAAGCCUAAGAGAUCUUUCAGCAUAUCUUUGAGAGAAGUUGUGUCCCAUAUAAUUGAAGACCUAGAUGUAAGCGAUGCAGAAGAAGAGAUGGUUAAUACAGUGAACAAAGUGGAACAGGAAGAGAUUUUCAGACAGGCUGCAGAGCAUCAUGCAAAUGCUGGAUAUUCUGAACAUUUGGAGAAAAAACUGACCAAAAAAGCAGAAUUGCAGAUAGCCACUGCACAGAAUGCCAGAGUCGAAACAGAAACGGCCCCUUCGGAAGAGGGAGUAGCAGAAGGCAUUGUUGAACACCAAGGCUCUCCCGAAGCUGAGCAUGAGAUUGUUGAAGGUGUUGGAGCUGGAAGUCUGGGCAGGCGUUCUCAUGCUUUUUCCUCCUCUGAAAAAUCUGGGAUGAAGCCAUUAAAAGAAGCUGUUGAACAAGCAGAUGAACUAGAGGACCAGGCUAUCAUGGUAGAAUUCGAUAGUCCAGGAGAAGUGCCUACUGAGGAUGAAGCUGAAGACGCUGAGAGUGAAG
Molecule: messenger RNA, 1444 nt
Organism: Balearica regulorum gibbericeps (East African grey crowned-crane)
Lineage: Eukaryota; Metazoa; Chordata; Aves; Gruiformes; Gruidae
Source: RefSeq, a predicted model, not a curated record